AUGAACGUCGAUGAUGUCGAGGAUCGCGAUGGCGUCCGCCUCUCCUGGAACGUCUGGCCUUCGUCCAAAAUCGAGGCGACCAGGACCGUAGUCCCCAUCAGCGCUCUCUACACCCCUCUCAAGGAGCGCGAGGACCUUCCUCCUGUCCUCUACGAACCCGUCACUUGCAAGCCUCCUUGCCGUGCCGUUCUCAACCCGUAUUGCCAGAUCGACGUUCGCGGCAAGCUUUGGAUCUGCCCCUUCUGUCUUUCGCGCAAUGCUUUCCCACCUCACUACAAGGACAUCAGCAGCACCAACCUGCCCGCCGAGCUCCUUCCCAAGUACACCACCAUCGAGUACACCCUCAGCCGACCUGCACAGAUUCCGCCCAUCUUCCUCUACGUCGUCGACACCUGCAUGGACGAUGACGACCUCAAGGCUCUGCGCGAAUCGCUCGUCGUCAGCUUGAGCUUGCUGCCUCCCAAUGCUCUCGUUGGUCUCAUCACCUACGGUACCAUGGCUCAGGUUCACGAGCUCGGCUACGAUGCAUGCCCUAAAUCGUACGUCUUCAGGGGCACCAAGGAAUACGCGCCCAAGGCGAUCCAGGACAUGCUCGGCCUCAACCCCGGCGCUCGUCCCAUGGGCCCUGGCGCACCUGGUGCUCCCGGCGGACCCUCGCAGGCUCCUCGUCCACCCAACGCGCCCGCACAGAUGGGCGCAUCGCGCUUCCUCUUGCCCGUCUCGCAGUGCGAGUUCCAGCUCACCCAGAUCCUCGAGCAGCUGCAAAAGGAUCCUUGGCCUGUCGCCAACGACAAGCGAAGCCAGCGUUGCACUGGUGUCGCUCUUAGCGUAGCCGUCGGCAUGCUCGAGACCACCUUCCCCAACACCGGUGCUCGCGUUAUGCUCUUCUGCGGUGGUCCCGCGACGGAAGGACCCGGUAUGGUCGUCUCCACCGAGCUGCGUGAGCGUAUUCGAUCGCACCACGACAUCGACAAGGACAACGCCAAGUACUACAAGCGCGCCAUCAAAUUCUACGAGGCAAUGGCCAAGCGUGCGGCAGGCAACGGUCACACCAUCGACGUGUUUGCCGGCUGUCUCGACCAGGUGGGUCUGCUCGAGAUGAAGAGUCUCGCCAAUCUCACCAACGGUCACAUCAUCCUCGCCGAUAGCUUCCAGAUGGGAAUCUUCAAGCAAAGUUUCAACCGCAUCUUCGUCAAGGACGACCAGGGCCACCUGCAGAUGGGCUUCAACGCUACUCUCGACGUCCAGUGCACCAAGGAGCUCAAGGUCUCGGGUCUCAUCGGCCACGCCGUCUCUGCCAACAAGAAGUCUGGCUGCGUCGGCGAGACCGAGAUUGGUAUCGGCCAGACCUCGGCAUGGAAGCUGUGCUCGCUGACACCACGCACCUCGGCUGGUAUCUACUUCGAGGUGGUCACACCAGCAGGACAGCCUAUGCAGCCUGGCUCGCGAGGUCUCAUUCAAUUUGUCACCCACUACCAGCAUGCCUCCGGCCAGUACCGACUUCGUGUUACCACCAUCGCACGGAACUUUGCCGAGGGCGGAUCCGGUCAGAUCGCCGCCUCGUUCGACCAGGAGGCAGCUGCUGUGCUCAUGGCUAGGAUUGCCGUCUUCAAGGCUGAGAUCGACGAUAGCCCCGACGUUCUGCGCUGGCUCGACCGCAUGCUCAUCCGACUUUGCCAGAAGUUUGCCGAUUACCGCAAGGACGACCCCACCUCGUUCCGACUGGGCGAGAACUUCAGCAUCUACCCGCAGUUCAUGUUCCACCUUCGUCGAUCGCAGUUCCUGCAGGUGUUCAACAACUCACCCGACGAGACGGCCUUCUACCGUCACGUUCUCAACACGGAGGAUGUCAACAAUUCGCUGAUUAUGAUUCAGCCGACUCUCAUGUCGUAUGGCUUCGAAGGACCACCGCAACCGGUGCUGCUCGACUCGGUGUCGAUCCGACCGGACGUGGUGCUGUUGCUGGACACGUUCUUCCACAUUCUCAUAUUCCACGGCGAGACGGUGGCGCAAUGGAGAAAAGCGGGCUAUCAGGAUCAAGAAGGAUACGAAAACUUCAAGGAGGUGCUCGAAAACCCCAAGGCGGACGCGCAGGAUCUGCUGGCGGACCGCUUCCCCAUCCCGCGAUACAUUGUGUGCGACCAGAACGGCUCGCAGGCGCGUUUCCUGCUGUCCAAGCUCAACCCGUCGACGACGCACAUGAGCGGCGGCAUGUAUGGCUCGUCCGGUGGAAGCGGCGCUGCGAUCUUUACGGACGACGUGUCGUUGCAGGUGUUCAUGGAGCACUUGAAGCGGUUGGCCGUGGGCGCUUCGUCCAACUAG
Messenger RNA from Kalmanozyma brasiliensis GHG001, 2322 nucleotides. RefSeq names its product Sec23/Sec24, trunk domain protein. The coding region runs from base 1 to 2322 and encodes 773 amino acids. Gene Ontology annotation, molecular function: zinc ion binding; GTPase activator activity. The transcript has a single exon. NCBI's taxonomy places the organism in Eukaryota, Fungi, Basidiomycota, Ustilaginomycetes, Ustilaginales. Gene Ontology annotation, biological process: intracellular protein transport; endoplasmic reticulum to Golgi vesicle-mediated transport; COPII-coated vesicle budding. Gene Ontology annotation, cellular component: COPII vesicle coat; endoplasmic reticulum exit site. The record is from RefSeq and is a predicted model, not a curated record.